AUGGUUACUUCUGGCAUUGUUGACUGGAGUGAUGAGGAGAGGAUCGUGCUCCGCAAAAAUCUUAUCCCAGACUCCAACGUAUCCUUGGCUACUUUGAGCAUGGCUAGCAAGAUGGUAGCAGAUUUCGCUAAAGCCCGGGGCGCCGAGACAGCCGACAAAAUGCCCCCAUGCUGCUUCUUUAACGUGAGGGGCUCAGUGGAGCACUUGGAAGAGCGCAGAAACCAUUAUGAGGAAACCAAUUCCAAGGAUACCGAGUGCUUGCUGGAAUUCGAAGCUAAUGACAUGGACAUUCCUGUGAGAAUACUUCAAAUCUUCAAGUGUUGGCUAGACAGCAUGCUUGGCCGUGUGCUGAGUGCAAACUGA
This is a messenger RNA of Penicillium malachiteum, 363 nucleotides long. RefSeq lists its product as uncharacterized. The transcript has 2 exons. NCBI's taxonomy places the organism in Eukaryota, Fungi, Ascomycota, Eurotiomycetes, Eurotiales, Aspergillaceae. The coding region runs from base 1 to 363 and encodes 120 amino acids. The record is from RefSeq and is a predicted model, not a curated record.